UAGAAAUUUAAGGGAGGCCGGCAGCUCCUGGCUCAGGAAGGCACAGAGUGGUGUGGCUUGUGCUGGCGAGAAUCUGCGGGUAAUUUCUGACUGUUACUUCAUAUUAACUUGAGCAGAAAAUCAAAGAGGCCUCUCCUCUUAUCGCUGCUCCUCCCUGUGGGACAGGCGUGAUGGCAGAAGCCGCGGUCACGGGCGCCAGCGGAGAGGCUAUGGCGGUGGCGGAAGGUUCCUCGGGCCCGGGGGGCUUGUCUCUGGUUCGCGGCUUCUCGGGCUACCGGCCCUUCGAACCGCAGGCGUUGGGCCUGAAUCCGAGCUGGCGGCUGACGGGCUUCUCGGGCAUGAAGGGCUGAGGCUGCAAGGUCCCCCGGGAGACGCUGCUCAAACUCCUGGCGGGACUGACGCGGCCCGACGUGCGGCCCCCACUGGGCCCGCCCCUGGUCGGAGGCCAUGAGGAGGCCGCCCAGGAAGGGGGCCUGCCAGCUGGCGCGGGACCCAGCCCAACCUUUCCAGCCCUGGGCAUUGGGAUGGACUCCUGUGUUAUACCUCUGAGGCACGGAGGUCUGUCGCUGGUGCAGACCACGGACUUCUUUUACCCCCUGGUGGAAGAUCCUUACAUGAUGGGGCGCAUAGCGUGUGCCAACGUGCUGAGUGACCUUUACGCCAUGGGCAUUACGGAAUGUGACAACAUGUUGAUGUUACUCAGUGUCAGCCAGAAUAUGACUGAGGAGGAACGAGAAAAGGUAACACCACUCAUGAUCAAAGGCUUUCGAGAUACUGCUGAGGAAGGAGGCACUGCAGUGACCGGUGGACAAACGGUGGUAAACCCUUGGAUUAUCAUAGGUGGAGUUGCCACCGUAGUAUGUCAGCCAAAUGAGUUCAUAAUGCCUGACAGUGCAGUUGUUGGGGAUGUGCUUGUGCUAACCAAACCCUUAGGAACCCAAGUUGCUGUCAAUGCCCACCAAUGGCUAGAUAAUCCUGAAAGAUGGAACAAGAUAAAGAUGGUGGUCUCCAGAGAAGAGGUAGAGCUGGCCUAUCAGGAAGCCAUGUUCAAUAUGGCUACCCUAAACAGAACUGCUGCUGGAUUAAUGCACACAUUUAACGCCCAUGCGGCCACAGAUAUCACAGGCUUUGGCAUUCUAGGACACUCUCAGAACCUUGCAAAACAGCAAAGAAAUGAGGUGUCUUUUGUCAUUCAUAAUCUGCCGAUCAUUGCCAAGAUGGCUGCCAUCAGUAAGGCCAGCGGAAGAUUUGGGCUCCUUCAAGGAACUUCAUCAGAAACCUCCGGAGGACUACUGAUUUGUCUGCCAAGAGAACAGGCGGCUCGCUUUUGUUCCGAAAUCAAAUCUUCCAAGUACGGAGAGGGUCAUCAAGCCUGGAUCGUCGGCAUUGUAGAAAAGGGAAACCGAACGGCGCGGAUCAUUGACAAGCCUCGAGUUAUUGAGGUCCUACCUCGGGGAACCACUGCAACUACUCUUGUUCCUGACAGUUUCAAUGCCUCCUCUGAGCCUACUUUAUGAGAUGGAAUAGCAGAAGUUGUUUGGACCUUAGAGCCUUUAUAUACAAUCAUGGACGAUUCUCAAGAGUUGAUUUUAAGAAGAAAAAAUUUCCAAAGAAGGCUGCCUGCAUAGUAGUUCCAGCUGCCCUUUCUAAGUGAUUUGAAUCAGCUCAUCAAAGGCUGCCUUUAUGCACAUUCCAAGGCCAGAAGUAACAUUUUGGACUUUGGAGGGAGAUUUGUUCAUCUCUUGGGUAGAAGAGGAGCAGAAAUAAUCUGUUCCUUCUUUUCCAAGAACAAGAUAAGGCUAUUUAGUUUGAGGGACGUUUCUUUGCACUGGGUUGAUUGAUUUCUGCACAGGGAGUAAGAUGAUUUAUUAAAAGUAUAUUACAUGCACAC
Messenger RNA from Trichechus manatus latirostris (Florida manatee), 1891 nucleotides. It is a transcript of the gene SEPHS2, whose product is annotated as selenophosphate synthetase 2. The record is from RefSeq and is a predicted model, not a curated record. Gene Ontology annotation, biological process: L-selenocysteine biosynthetic process. Gene Ontology annotation, molecular function: ATP binding; selenide, water dikinase activity. The transcript has a single exon. Gene Ontology annotation, cellular component: cytoplasm. Lineage: Eukaryota; Metazoa; Chordata; Mammalia; Sirenia; Trichechidae.